UGGAGGUGUAAGUAUAUCUGCUACAGCCGUACACUUGGAUAUUGUUGGCGUUAAUAUUAUCAUAUCUUCUCCGGACGUUUUUCUUCAGAUCAUGGAGAUGUUACUGUAGCAAUGGACGCCUGGAUUGCGUUUAAACUCUUCGUUUUAGUCUUGGUGUGUUGCGGUGAGGUGACAGAAUCGACGGGUUAUAUAGGUUGUCGGUUUUCUGAUUCACUAUGUGAUAAAGGUGAAGUUUGUGGUGAAGACAAUCUUUUCGGUAGCUGUAGUAGUAGUUCCUAUGUAGACCAUUAUUAUCAAUUGGAUGGCCGAGGUUACCAGACUCUUCGAAAUACUCUUUCACGACUUCUGGAUGAAAAUUACACCUGGUCUGAUACCUACACUCAGCUUGACAUAGCUAGCAAAGAAGUGAGAGUGUUGAUAAAUAAGAUCCAGAACAACCCACAAGCAUUGUCUCUGUUAUCUGAUGACGAAAUGAAUGAACUCAAGUCAAUGGUGGAAGAAAUCAUGAUGGAACUCAGAGAGGAGAUUGAGAUGGAAGAAAAGGUCGACAAGUCUGAAGACUUGGAUACGGAAGAAAAUGCUGAGAGUGAGUUGGAAGAAGAGAAAGGCUUGGAAAGUUACGGCAUAUUAUGGUUUUUUGUAGAUGAAUUAGUUUAUGAAGUGUUACCAGACGAAGAAGUUGGAGAAAAUUUGGCUGAAGUCUAUGUAGAACCACAACAAGUGAAAAAGAGCAACUUGGAGUCUACUGGUCCAUUUCCCUCUCCAUCUUAUUCUCCAGAAGAAGCAGAUACUACAGAGAAUGAAGAAUCUGAAGGUGGAACUGAUGUCACUGGUGAAGCUGAGUCGUCACUGGCCGAAGAAGACCCGUUAUCUGCUGCUCAAGUUGAAAAUAAAGUUGAAGAUCUAUUAAUAAAUCCUGAUUAUACAUUCGUGACAACAGCAGAGAGUAUGCCACACCAUACAACAAAGAUGCACACCACAUUAUGUGCACAUGCAUCACUACGCAACAUUACACCAUAUACUACAUCACAGUAUGCCAUAGAGCAAACACCACACUAUGCCAUAGGGCAAACACCACAUUAUGCCACAUGGCAAACACCACAUUAUGCCACAGGGCAAACACCACACUAUGCCAUAGGGCAAACACCACACUAUGCCAUAGGGCCAACACCACAAUAUGCCACAUGGCAAACACCACAUUAUGCCACAGGGCAAACACCACACUAUGCCACAGGGCAAAUACCACACUAUGCCACAUGGCAAACACCACACUAUGCCACAGGGCAAAGCCACACUAUGCCACAUGGCAAACACCACACUAUGCCACAUGGCAAACACCACACUAUGCCAUAG
Molecule: messenger RNA, 1353 nt
Organism: Saccoglossus kowalevskii
Lineage: Eukaryota; Metazoa; Hemichordata; Enteropneusta; Harrimaniidae
Product: receptor-type tyrosine-protein phosphatase-like N
Biological process (GO): regulation of secretion; protein dephosphorylation
Cellular component (GO): secretory granule; synapse
Molecular function (GO): protein tyrosine phosphatase activity
Source: RefSeq, a predicted model, not a curated record